This is a messenger RNA of Lethenteron reissneri (Far Eastern brook lamprey), 3997 nucleotides long. It is a transcript of the gene RBM22, whose product is annotated as RNA binding motif protein 22. NCBI's taxonomy places the organism in Eukaryota, Metazoa, Chordata, Hyperoartia, Petromyzontiformes, Petromyzontidae. Gene Ontology annotation, cellular component: U2-type catalytic step 2 spliceosome; U2-type catalytic step 1 spliceosome; Prp19 complex. Gene Ontology annotation, molecular function: metal ion binding; U6 snRNA binding; pre-mRNA binding. The record is from RefSeq and is a predicted model, not a curated record.
CGCAUGCGCUGUGGGGAAAGUGAAGCCACCGUGGUUUCUGGGACAAGGCCGCGCAAGCUCCGCCAAGAUGUCGAUGUCCCUGAGCUCCAACACCUACAACCGGCAGAACUGGGAGGACGCGGAGUUUCCGAUUCUGUGCCAAACGUGUCUCGGAGAAAACCCGUACAUCCGCAUGACCAAAGAAAAGUAUGGGAAGGAAUGCAAAAUCUGCUGCCGCCCAUUCACGGUGUUCCGCUACUGCCCCGGCGCACGCAUGCGCUUCAAGAAGACCGAGGUGUGCCAGACAUGCAGCAAGAUGAAGAACGUGUGCCAGACGUGCCUCCUCGACCUGGAGUACGGUCUGCCUGUGCAGGUUCGAGACUCGGCCCUGGCCCUCAAGGACGAGAUGCCCAAGUCGGACGUCAACAAGGAGUACUACACGCAGAACAUGGAGCGCGAGAUCCAGAACUCUGACGGCACGACGCCCGUGGGCUCGCUGGGCAAGGCGCAGGCGCCCAGUGACAUGCUGCUCAAGCUGGCGCGCACCACGCCCUACUACAAGCGCAACCGCCCGCACAUCUGCUCUUUUUGGGUGAAGGGCGAGUGCAAGCGCGGGGAGGAGUGCCCCUACCGGCAUGAGAAGCCGACGGAUCCGGACGACCCCCUGGCUGACCAGAACAUCAAGGACCGCUACUAUGGCAUCAACGACCCCGUGGCCGACAAGCUGCUGCGGCGUGCGUCCAGCAUGCCGCGCCUCGACCUGCCCAGCGACCGCACCAUCACCACGCUCUACGUGGGCGGCCUCGACGACUCCAUCGGAGAGACGCAGCUGCGGAACCACUUCUACCAGUUUGGGGAGCUGCGCAGCGUGACGGUGGUGCCGCGCCAGCAGUGCGCCUUCGUACAGUUCACGACACGGCACUCCGCCGAGCAGGCGGCCGACAAGUCCUUCAACAAGCUCAUCAUCAACGGGCGGCGCCUCAACAUCAAGUGGGGCAGGUCGCAGGGAGCACCGAGACCACGGGAGGAGAUCAGGGCUGGCAAGACCAUGACGGAUACGGGUGCCAGGCUAGAGCCUGUACCGGGCCUGCCGGGAGCGCUGCCGCCGCUGCCCCCGAUGAGCGGAGGAGAGUCUGGCGAGGAGCAGACGGAGGCGAAUUACUUCAACCUGCCCCCGGCCGUGUCCCUGCCCCCACCGCCCCCCCUCAUGGGCAUGAGGCUGCCACCACCACCCGCAAUGGGCUCCAUGCCCCCCGGGUUCGGCCCUGGCGGAUUCCUGCCUCCGAUUCCUCCGCCGCUGUUCAUGAGGGGCCCCGUGCCCAUUCACUAUCCCUCGCAGGACCCUCACCGCAUGGGGGCCCACACGGGCGGAGGGGGGAAAUCCCAGCAGUGACUGUCUCCACAAGAUCAGCCGUCGUCGCCGCCUCCAAGAUCUGCCCUCACAAUAUCCCGCCAUUCGGCUUUCGGUGUUUGCUCUGGUCGGCAAACUCGUGGAGACCACUCCAAUGCCUGUCCCGGCAAUCGGCCCUCCCCGCCAUCUUGCACACGCUCGCCUGCCCAUAUUCUCUUGGUGGACAUACCUCGUAUCUGUGUCUCGGAAAUUUGUCCCCCAAUGCCAACAACUUCUUCACGAUCUGCUUCGUAAGAUGUCUCGGCAGCGACGCUGCAAUGGAACGUCCAGUCAAAGUCUCCCCAUCAGUUGUGCGCAAUUUAGUCCUGUUUGCAUUUUUAAUGCAGUCCGUCAGCUGUUUUCCAAACUACCACUGCAAGUGUGGUUAUUGAUAAAAUAACUUCAAGGGCUGCAAGUUUACUGACCAUUCAGCUUAUUCCUAACGGCACCGGUGUGUCAAUAACUAAGUAAACUCCUGGAAAUGGAUUAUGCAUAAAACUGAAGCUGGACUCGAUGCACACAACUGGCACUCGUUCAAUUUUGGAAUAAUUUGUGAAAGGUCUGCAUCUCUCUUUUGAAGUGGGCGCUGACACAGCAAUCGUCUGCAUUGGUGGCCUUAAGCCAGUCGUGGAUAUUCCACAUUCCUAUGACAGGGCCUGUUUUUUUAUUAGGACCGCGGGUUGCUUAACUAUUUGGUCAUACUUUACCACUGUUGACUUACCACAAAGUGAUACAUUCUGUUCUCCUCUAACGAGGUGGUUGCGCUCCUGAAGAACACCGUGUUAUGGAGAAAUCGCAUUAUAAUAAAUGAUAUAGGGGUAAAGCACAGUCCGCGAUAACACGUGAUAUGCGUUUGCAGAUGUGUAGCGUCGAGAAGCAUCCAGGAUUCCUCGCGUGUGUGAUGCUACGCCGAGGCAGCCGUACAACCACUUAUUUCUACUCGCGCGGCGUAGUUCUGUUCACUCGAUCGCGUUAUAUCCAAUUCGCAUCCCGCGUUAUAAAAAAGUGGUCCCUUAAUACAUUCAUCGCAUUAAAUCCAAUUCACGUGAUGUAAACACAAUGCCUUAUAGGAGACCAGACUGUUCUUAUUUUAUUCACCCCGCAGAAAUGAUGCGCCGUGUUGACCCCCGACUGGGCUUUGAACCUGCAGGCUUGAUCUUGUGAGUGGAGCUCUCUCACCGCAGCGAGCGUGCGAGUGUAUGCACAACCUGUGUUUGGUUGUGGUGAAGCAGCGUUGCACUGCGCUACCACUCCCGCACCACCGUCCCAUUGCUCAUGCCGCAGCCCUUUUCUCUCCUCCGCUUGCGUUCACCGUUUUGAUCGGAGUUGGCUACAGCUGCAGCUGUCUGCUUCGCUGCUUGCGUGGUCUCUGGCCAGUGCUGCUCUGCGGCCCAGGUAAACGUCACGCAUGUUGCAGCAGCAGCAGCAUCAGCAGCAAGGGGCCCCAUGUGACAGCAGGUAGGUCGUCGUUGCUGGGUGGCGUGCGAUGGCGGCGGCUCGUGAAAACGCACGCUAUAUUGUAAAGCAAGUCAAAAAAGAGUUUGUAACGUGUUCGUUUAAACACGUAUUUACGAAAAUGUCUGGGUGUUUUUUUUAUUAUUCGAAGCAUAUGUUCAAUAGAGACCUUUACUUUAUGCUGGCUUUGUAAGCUUGUGUCGGGAUCUUCCAAUAUUGGGAUAAAGCGCCUUAACUUUGUAUUUGCGUUUAAUGAUUUUGUUCCGUUAUCAAACCGGGCCACACGCCUGACAACAAGUGCGAGCGUUUUAUCCGCACUCCACGACGUUGCUCGCUUGGCUCUGGAUUCGUGCCGAGCCGCGCGUGCCAAGAUUGUACGUACGGGUGAGCUUGCACGGCACUCGCCGAUCUGCAGGGAACGUUGGUUGGCCACGUGGUUCAGGGUGAUGCCCAUUUCCCAUGGAGAGACGCAGAGUCGGCACCACUGAUAUAUCCUGGGUUUAAUCCUAGUCGCAGGGCGUGUUCGGUGAAAGCCCGCCCACGAGUUUGUGAAAUUCCGAACGUUGGACAUGGCUGGGAAUCUUACUCUGGUCGCCCCAGUUCAUUGUGCAGCGUGCUAACCACCGUUCCACCACGACACCGUAGCCUAAUCCUUACCAUAACAAUAACAAUAAACUUGGGUGAAACCAAAUACGUCGCUUCUUCUCAAUCGGAUUUUGUGUUCCCCCAUAACCAGAUUAAAACUACUAACAGACGUCGCAUUCCCGUAGUUUUUUUUGUACGAUGUAAGAACAGUUGACUGAAUUGUAUACGCGUUGGUGGAAAGGCAGUUUGUGCCAAUAUUUGACGGAAAUGGCCAAAUCCCGUUGAUUUUUCUGUCCAUUUGGUCUUUUUUUUAUCCUCCAAAAUCAAUUGGCACAAACGCGUGGUUUUUGCCCACGGUGCGAUUCAGGGCGGCCUAGCGUGAGCCAAGCUUGUUAUGUGUCACGUUUGAUUCAAAACACUUUUUUUUGUUUUUACAUUGUCCCGCUCGCUCUGAUUUUAGAACCUUACCGCGCGAAGUAGUUUUUUGUAACUGCGUGCGAUGUCCCAUCAUUUUCCAGAUUAUUUUUCAGGUUCUCUUGGCGUCUUAGUAAUAAACGACACCUUUCAAAAUAAACGUGUCCUGACGGA